Molecule: messenger RNA, 1204 nt
Organism: Vespula pensylvanica (western yellowjacket)
Lineage: Eukaryota; Metazoa; Arthropoda; Insecta; Hymenoptera; Vespidae
Product: D-altritol 5-dehydrogenase-like
Exons: 5
Coding region: 82-1101 (339 amino acids)
Molecular function (GO): zinc ion binding; oxidoreductase activity
Source: RefSeq, a predicted model, not a curated record
GAACCUAAGCCCGUUUUUAGUUGGAUUUUUAGUCUUGAACGCGCAACAGUGUUAUUACAUUUGUGAAACAGAUAGAUAGAUAUGGAGUGUCUAUCCUUUGAUCCAUUAAGCAAAACGCUUACUUUAAAAAAAACUUCGAUUCCGAUACCAAAACCCGACGAAGUGCGAAUAAAAGUCGCUUACUCGGGAAUUUGUGGAACAGAUUUACAUAUCUUGGAAGGUGCAUUUACAUGUAAAGAUGAUGGUCCUUUUGUUCUUGGACAUGAAUUUUGUGGUACAGUUGACGAAAUUGGAAGUGCUGUAACUAAUUUUAAGAUUGGUCAAAGAGUUACAGUAGAUCCUAACAGUGGAUGUCAUAAAUGUACCGAUUGUCAUAUUGGAAAUUAUCAUUUUUGCCGAGUUGGUGGAUUAAGAAACACUAUCGGUAUUUAUCGAAAUGGUGGUUGGGCGACUCAUGUCCUUGUUCCAGAAUCUCAGGUACACUUAAUACCGGAUAAAGUCCAAAUGCAUCAAGCUGCACUUACAGAACCAUUAUCUUGUUUGGCUCAUGGAUUGAAAAGGAUUGGUACGAUACAUGUAGGAUAUCAAGUACUGAUUAUUGGUGCAGGUAUUAUUGGUCUUUUUUGGUCUUGCUUGUUACACUUACGUGGAUUAAGAAAUACGGUAACAAUUAGUGAACCUCAAGAAAAAAGAAGAAAGAUAGCUUCCAAACUUGGUUUAAAUUACAAGCUAAAAGAACCUAAUCAACUUGCAAACGAUCAGUUUGAUUUAGUAGUGGACUGUAGUGGUUCUGGUCCUGCUAUGGAAACAGCUAUGCAAUUGUUAAAACCUGGUGGUUGUCUUUGCAUGUUUGGUGUAGCUAAUCCUAAAGCAAAAAUGUCCAUCGAACCAUAUCAAAUAUUCAAAAAGGAACUGAGUAUUGUGGGUGUGAAUAUAAAUCCUCACACAUUUCCUAGAUCAUUAUCUCUUUUGGAAGCUAUGGCUGAUCAAUAUUUAGAUUUUGAUAAAUUAGGUAUUAAAGUUUAUACUCUUUCCCAAUACCGUGAAGCUUUGGAAACACUUAAAAAAGGUGAUAUCAGUAAAGCUAUAUUUAAAUUAUAAUUUUUAUAUAUAGCUCAUUAACCAAAUUAGGAAAAGAUGACUUAAAAAAUUAUUUGCAUUACGCUAGUAUCAAUUAUACGCAUUACAAAUUUUAUUCAAAUUA